AGUGGUUUCUAAACGGGUCAACGGUCAAACUUGUAUGUUCUGUUACUGGCAUGGCUCUACCUCGACUUGUGAUACGUAAAGUAGAUAAGCAGACUGCGGUGUUAGAUGCAGACGACCCUGUUUCACAGCUUCAUAAAUGUGCCUUCUAUUUGAAAGAUACAGAAAGAAUGUACCUAUGUCUUUCACAAGAGAGAAUUAUACAGUUCCAGGCGACGCCAUGUCCAAAAGAGGCCAACAAAGAGAUGAUCAAUGAUGGGGCAUCGUGGACUAUAAUUAGUACGGACAAAGCUGAAUAUACGUUUUAUGAGGGCAUGGGGCCGGUCAAGGAACCAGUUACUCCUGUGCCAGUAGUUAAUAGCUUACAGUUAAAUGGAGGAGGUGAUGUGGCUAUGUUAGAUUUAGUAGGUGACAAUUUUACUCCAAUGUUACGGGUGUGGUUUGGAGAUGUGGAGGCGGAAACAAUGUACAGGUGUGAAGAUGGCAUGCUCUGUGUUGUGCCCGACAUUAGUGCCUUCAGAGCAAGCUGGAGAUUUGUUAAACAACCUUUGCAGGUUCCUGUUUUGUUAGUACGAAAUGAUGGUGUUAUAUACUCUACUGGACUAACUUUUACUUAUACACCGGAACCCGGUCCCCGGCAACGAUGCCGGGAGGUUGACGGUCUCUUAGGUAGCAACCAAUCAGACUCUUCGGCUAAUAAUAGUAACAGUGGUCAGAACGGACUAUUAAGUCACGUAGACCCAGUGUAGCCGUUGUUAUUGGUUGUGAUACAAAAAGUUUUUAAAAAAAAAUGUGCAUUAGAAAACAUUAAAAUGUGAUACAUACAUGUUCAAAACUAAGUGCUACAGAUUCAGAUGAAAGCGGACGUUACUGGACGUAGAGAUGAUUAAUUUCAAGAUAUUCAGGAAUAGGAUAACGGGGACAAUUUUGAUAUGAUUUCCUUCUAGCUGACAUAAAAAUGAUGGGUCUGACACUUCUCAUAUUUGUCGGUCAUAAAGUCCGAAACAAACCUUUUUUCUUCCUGUUAAGGUACCAGGUUAGCUUACCAGUCUAAGAUUUAUAUAAACUUCACUCUGAGAUUGAGCAUGAAUCACAAUACUUUGUCACCUACCACUUUCCCCCUCACCGCUGUGGGUUCAAAUCCUGAAAGGUACUUUCAUGUGAGGAAGCUAUCCAGCUAGCUUACGGAACGUCGGUGGUUCUACUCAGGUGCCCGUUCGUGCCUGAAAUAAUGCAAGGAAGGGCACCUGAGGUCUUCCUCCACCAGUAAAGUUGGAACGUUGCGAUAUGACCAAUACUGUGUCAAUGUGACGUAAAACCCAAUCAAACAAACAAAACUUUGUCACCUUUGUACAGUAACCAGUUAUCGCCUCAAAUAAUUCAAUAGGUGUUAGCCCGUUACUGCACUAAAGUUAUGUCCUGUCACUAUACUGCACUAACUGCUGUAGUAAUUGAGAUAGGAUAGUGCUCUGUUAAACAAUUUGAAGUUAACUCCCCUAGAAAUUUUCAUAGGAUUACUGAGUUAUCACCCCUGACACUUAAAGUUUGCGAUUGAAGGAUUUUACUCUGCUGAAGUUUAAGAUCUUGGUUUACGUAAUUUUUUAUCAGACUGUAAUGAUUUACCUACAUGUGAUGGUUUUACUCAGGUGCCCAUCUGUUCAUGUCUGAAAUAAUGCAUGGAAGGGCACCCAAGGUCUUCCUCCGGUAGUAAUGCUGGAAAGUCGCAAUAUGACCUAUUCUAUGUUGAUGCGAUGUUAAACUUGAUCAAAAAAUGAAAAUUUCAAGUUGGUCAGUCAACAGUAGUAGACCCUAGUAAGCCUACAGAAGAGCAAGCUGGAUCUAGACUGAUGGCAAAGGGUAAUCACUUCCAGUUCAAGCUGGUUAAAGAUAAACCACAUUUCUCCAAGUUUCUACUUUUUAUUCUUAGAAAAUGAAUCGAAAAUGAAUCGCCAAUAACGAAGCAAAUGGGGUAGAAAUAAUUGUAAAUAAAACAAA
Ruditapes philippinarum (Manila clam) is the source of this 1992-nucleotide messenger RNA. RefSeq names its product recombining binding protein suppressor of hairless-like. Gene Ontology annotation, biological process: regulation of transcription by RNA polymerase II. The transcript is spliced from 5 exons. Gene Ontology annotation, molecular function: DNA-binding transcription activator activity, RNA polymerase II-specific; RNA polymerase II cis-regulatory region sequence-specific DNA binding. The annotation marks the transcript as partial. The record is from RefSeq and is a predicted model, not a curated record. Lineage: Eukaryota; Metazoa; Mollusca; Bivalvia; Venerida; Veneridae. Gene Ontology annotation, cellular component: nucleus.